This is a messenger RNA of Soboliphyme baturini, 1086 nucleotides long. NCBI's taxonomy places the organism in Eukaryota, Metazoa, Nematoda, Enoplea, Dioctophymatida, Soboliphymatidae. The record is from the annotation of a GenBank genome assembly.
AUGGCACAUGAAGAACAGCAGACGAGUAUUCCGAGCUGUCAACUGGAUCCCCCUGGGCAACCGAGGUCCUCUCGGUCGCCCAACUACUCGCUUGGACGAUCCAGUGACGAGGAGGUUUGGUCAAAGAAGCAAAUGGCACAUCAUCGAAAAGAGUGGCGGAACGUCGACUUGCGUCUGUGUUGCUACCGUUUACGAAAUCAAGAGAGGAACCCUAAACCCUGCCAGAUCAUUUUCCCUGAUCGCAGUCGACGCCAUCGACGGCCACAGGCCACACUUCGAAAGAGGACGGUGUUCACGACGUACAAAGCGAUGAAAGUGCAACGAACGUUAGUCACGUGCGCUCAGGCGGUGGCCGUAAAAAAGUUGGCCAAACGAUGGCCUGCUCGGGGGCAACGUUCUUUCUCGUUGUUAAUUAUAAUCGUUUUGACGACGAAUGGGUCGAUUGAUCGAACAGCCAUUAUUUUGGUGUUUACAAAUGACGGCGAAACCGGAAACGGUCGUUUCUGGGGCAGUGGUCUGCUCGGCAGCGUUGUUGUGGUAGAGAAAGCUUCGCCGGGGGCUGCGAAGCCGAAAUCGGUCAGAGAAGCGGACGCGACGACGUCGACGACGCCGACGGAGGUGGUUGAACCCACUACGUCGUUCGAGCGACCAACGGAGUCAUCGCGCUCGCGCUCGUACACGUCUGUUAUCGCGGUCGACUCGGACGGUUACUGUAAUCUGGCGGCAGCCAAUCGUCGCCGGUCGCCGCGCGCUGCUGAUUGGAGCGAUCCGCAGCUGAGCGACAACGGAUUCUCUGUGGUUACCGACUGCGAAUGUGUGCCUCGCGCCGUGUGUCAUAGCAGAAACGACAGAAGACUUUGGGGAACACAGCCGGGACCAUCAUGUGGUACACGAAUGAGCAAUAGUACAGCAAACAGACCGAAGGCGAAAACAUCGAGGGCAUCAAAAAGUGGCCUCGGAAACGUUGCGGAACGAGAUGGCAUGUUCCGAAUUGGACAAGUGAUUUUUGUGCUGCGAGAAACGCUGUCUUCGAUGCGUUUGCGCGAAACGACGACGCUAAUCGAUUUCGCCGUUGUGGUCAAAUGA